UUACAUGUUGGCAUCUCAUACAUUAGUAUGCUUUGUCUCUGCACAUCUAAGUCAUUACUCUAUGCUGAUGUCAUACGGAUUGUGAAAUGUUUAAUUUCUGUUUCAAAUGUUCAGCACGCUGCAAAUUUAUAAAAUAAAGAAAUAUGCCACCUCAAGUGGAAGGUGAUUUUACUAACCCAGAAGGAAAACCUUUGAAUCAAUUGUGCUUUGAAAUAAAGAAUACCGAUGGUGAUAAGAAAUUUAUACCAGCUUUAGAUGAAUUUUGGGCAUCUGAAGAAUUUUCAUCUAACUAUGUUAGUUUAGUUCAACCAAAUGGUGAUAUAAAAAAGGACGUUUCACUCGAGGAAUGGAAGUAUCAUGCAGAGUGCUUCCGAGAAGAUAUGAAAUUUCUAUUAACCUGUGAACAUCAUAAAUUUUGGUCAUAUAUGGUAUAUAAAAAAGAUGCAUUAAAUGCAAUUCUACAAUUCUUACAAAAAGCAACACCAUUUUAUAUUGAUUUCAAGAAGGACGAAGCAAACGAUAACAUCGAAUUGUAUGAAGAAAACUUGAGUUUAGUAGUGCGAAUUAUAUAUAGAAUUUUAACUAACAAAGAAUCUGAUAAGUACUGGAUAACAAAUGAAGUUCAUAGCGAUCUUAUUUAUAAGAAUUUUUUGAUAUCAGUGCCAAUGUUAUUUGAUCUUUUAAUUGCAAUUGGAAAUGCAGAUCUAGACAAUGUAGAUUUAUUAAGAAAUAUAUUUAAACAAUUAAUAGAAAUACAGCCUAAAUAUAAAUUGGACAUUGUAGAAGCACUUAGGUAUUUUAGUAAUGCUUUUCAAAGCAUUCAAACGCAAACAGAAAAUGAAGGAUUUGAUGGCGCUGGUGGAGGAGAGCUUGACGAGGGAACCGAAACACCAUAUGAUGAUGUAGUGUUGUAUACCUUAGAUUGUGCAUAUUCACUAAGUGUCUUACUUGAGGUAUACCCUGAAGCCCGACAAUUUUGCUACGAACACAAACUUGGACAAAGCAUUGCACACUUUUACGACAAUACCAUUCCUUAUCUUUAUAAAAAUAUUUUUUUAAUCAAUGAGGCAGCAAAGAGUUUAAAUUGGUUGAAUCAAGCACGUUUAGAGUAUUUGAAGGCAUUUCGUAGCAUUUCCUAUGCAUUUGUGGAGAGUGUGCUGAUUAAUCCAAAUGACAGUCUUUCCCCGUCCGAAAAUUUUAUUGCUCUUUUAACUGAAUGUUUAGCGGAACAAAUGUUUGUGGUGGACUAUCAACGAGAGUACCCAGUUGAAUUAGAUGUGGACAUAUUAAAACAGGCUUGCAAAGACUUAGAUGAUUUUAAAGCAUCAUUUGUGGUUAAAGGCUAUAAGAAAGAAGCUGAAUCUAGUUCUAUUCCAACUAUAGGAACAAACGCAACUUAUGCUCAAAUUCAAAAUACUGUAUCAGACAAUAAUUAUGAUGCUAGUAAAAACUUAAGCUUAAAUCAAAAAGUAACUGAAUCUGUUCAAAACGUUAAAAAUGUUGAAAAAACAGUUGCACGUGAUAUUGAUCUUGAGGUUACAGCUGUGCUAGAUGUACUGCCAGAUUUAGAUGCGGGAUUCAUUCGAGUGUUAUUAUCACGAUAUGAUAAAAGUGAAGAUGUCAUAGCAGCGGUCUUAGAAGGAAAUCUACCUCCAGAUUUAGCAAGUGUUAGUACCGCGGAACCAAUUAUUCCGCCAGAUCCACAAGAUAAGUUGUAUGAACAAACUGGUAUCAAACAUUUUAACGUAUUUGAUGGUGAUCCAUAUGAUGUAUUAACACAAGAUAAUCCAAAAUGUAUUAUAAAACAAGGCAAAGGAUUUCCAAAUGCUCCAAAGAAUGUUGGUCAGUUACUGGACGAUAAAAGUGGAUUGGAACAGAUAAGACAUCGAUAUCAAGAGUUCACCUUGGUUGAAGAAGGGCCAACCGAUGAGUAUAAUGAUGAAUAUGAUGAUAGUUAUGAAGCUUUACUCGAAGGUGAAUCACGCCUUAUUAAAUCAAAUGAAUUAAGAGCUGGCUUAGCUAAUAUUCAAGAUGAUUCAGAAAGUGAUGAUUCGGAAACUGAGGAAGAUUCUUCAAAUAAAGAAACGACAAUCGAUCAGAAUAAAUCAAAGAACUUUUGUGAAAAUCCGGAAGUUAUACGAGCUCGUUAUGAAGCACAAAGACAAGCUAAAUGGAAUAAAAAAGGCUCAACACCUGCACAAAAUACACAUAAUGUUGUUGGUGCAGCAAAGGGGCAGGGACAGGAUAAAGAAACGUUGCGCAAUCGAAAUAAGAAAGAAGUUAAUAAAUCAUCUCGAGCGAAUCAUAAUAGAAAAUCAGGUGCUGCAUUUAAGAGAAGUAGAGGCAUGGUACCAUAAAUAUAUAAAUAAAAUUUAUAAUGUAGAUAAAUUAAAUUUGUUAUAUUGUAUAAAAAUUGACUGU
Molecule: messenger RNA, 2421 nt
Organism: Teleopsis dalmanni
Lineage: Eukaryota; Metazoa; Arthropoda; Insecta; Diptera; Diopsidae
Product: activating signal cointegrator 1 complex subunit 2
Exons: 7
Coding region: 144-2357 (737 amino acids)
Biological process (GO): regulation of DNA-templated transcription
Molecular function (GO): ubiquitin binding
Source: RefSeq, a predicted model, not a curated record